This is a messenger RNA of Spirometra erinaceieuropaei, 330 nucleotides long. The record is from the annotation of a GenBank genome assembly. NCBI's taxonomy places the organism in Eukaryota, Metazoa, Platyhelminthes, Cestoda, Diphyllobothriidea, Diphyllobothriidae.
AUGCAGCUACGCUGGAGCGGCAACCUGGUGCGCAUGGACGACGAGCGACUACCCAAACGACUCUUCUACGGAGACGUCGCGACGGGCUCUCGUCGUCAAGGAGGCCAGAUUCGCCGUUACAAGGAUACCCUGAAGCGCCUGCAAAUCAACCCCACCAACUGGGAGGAGCUCGCACUCGAUCGACCGACCUGGAGGAGGACAGUGAAGACAGGCGCUGCGAUCUACGAAGCCAACCGCAUCGCUGCCGCCAAAGCGAAACGCGAAGCCCGCAAAGCACAACUUCGUCCAGUACGCAACGCCGCCGCACAACCGCUUCCAACGUGUCCAUGA